AUGCGCUCCAAAUCCUCGAUCGGGGCCUUUGUUGCCGCCAGUUUCUUGGGUCAAUCCUUUGCCCAAGCUCCCGAAUAUGGAGACAGUGGUGGCAGUCCCGCCCAGGGCUCAGAGCUUAAUACAUACGGUGGCUCAUCAGCUACUUCAACUUGUGGUGCUGAGAAGACUACCACUGUUUUCGUCACAGUUCCCACUGGUUCUGGAAAUCCUUCAGAGAGCCAGAGCGGUGAUCAAAACCCUGGUCAUUCGGAGCACACUGUGACGCGAAUUCUUCAAUCCACUGCAACUGUAUUCGUAUCUGAUGGAAUCCCUCAUUCGAGUUCUGGCCCCUUUCUUUCUGCCGGCCCCCCUUCUCAAUCUACACUCUCAUCUGUACCCAGCAUAAGUGGCUCUGGUAUCAAACCCUUCACUACUAUUACCAUUGACAUUUGGGGUACCGCGUCUGAUCCUGCGCAUGGCUCUAAUACGCCUGGCACCGGGUCUGCCACUGAUUAUCAACCCACUGCUUCCACGCAAGGGGACUCCGGAUCUGCCACUGAUUACCAAUCCACUGCUUCCACGCAAGGGGACUCCGCUACUUCUACUUCUCCUGAGUCGACAUCACAAACUGACUCUGACACCAACCCCUGGUCCACGGUAACUGUUGUUGGUAGCGGAGCUACUCACCGGACUUCAUCUUCUACACAAGCGAGUGAAGGUGUUUCGACUUUCUCAGACACAGACGCAGCACAGACUUCUGCACCCACCGCCUAUGACAGUUCUUAUUCUGGAACUGAGAAUCCUGCGCCCACUGUGGUCACUGAUACAGAUGUGUAUUGGACAAUUGGCGCAGAUGGACCGACCCAGGUUACCGUGCUCUCCUCAUACACUCUCGCUACGGAUGAACCUUCCAUCUCAGUACCAGAGGCCUCCACAACUGGUGAUGCUUCACCAGGAGAAAGGAUUACUGUCACUGGCGCUGACGGAAAGCCUACUGUGAUCAUCAAUGCGAGCAGCAUUUCCGAAGGUGAUGGCCCUGAACCAACAGCCACCGAGAGCUCCCUUCCGCUACCGGAUAACACUCUCCCUGGAGGAAAGACCACUGUAACUGGCGCUGAUGGAAAGCCUACUGUGAUCAUCAAUGCCAGCGCCAUUUCUGAAGGCAAUGGCCCAGAGCCAACGGCCGCCGAAAGCUCUCUUCCGCUGCCAGGUAACACUGUCCCUGGAGGAAAGAUCACCGUCACCGGUUCCGAUGGAAAGCCUACAGUGAUCAUCAACGGAGGCGGCACCUCUGGAGCUGGCCCAACACCAACAGUCACUCAGCCCUCUGACAACAACCUCCCAGGAGGAAGAGUCACUGUAACUGGUGCUGACGGAAAGCCUACUGUCAUCAUCAAUGGAGCCGAUUCUGGAGCUGGUCCAACACCAACAGCCACUCAACCCUCUGACAACAACCUCCCAAGGGGAAGGAUCACUGUAACUGGUGCUGAUGGAGAGCCUACCGUGAUCAUCAAUGGAGGUGGCAUCUCUGGUGGUGCUGAACCAGAACCUACACCCGCCCAAACUUUAACGGUACCUGGAAACGCUCUACCAGGAGGAAGUGUCACUAUCACCGGCACCGAUGGUAACCCCACGGUCAUCAUCAAUGGAGGUGGCAUCUCUGGUGAUGGCGCUGCAACCCAAACAGCCCCGCAGAGCUCGAUUCUGACCCCAGGCAACAAUCUUCCAGGCGGAAGAGUAACCAUUACGGGAACCGAUGGGAAGCCUACCGUGGUUAUCGAUGCAGGCCACAUCUCUGGAGGAGAUGGAACUCUGCCAACAUCCUCACAGAGCGCUCCUACAAUUCCCUCAUCUCAAGUUUAUGGCUCUGGUGACUCUGGAUACUCUUACCCAUUCCCAGGAGGUCCCUCUUCGGCUGUGAUCACCGGAAGCAUUCCCAAAACCACAUUCACUGUCAUCGGAACAGAUGGUCUGCCUACCGUUGUUGAAUCAACUCUGGCAACCCCAGGCAAUGCCCCGUCAACUGGUAUCUUGCCCUUCCCUACCAAUCCUCCUUUCCCUGGUUCAGCCUCUGGAAUUAGUGCUGGGAUUCCCACCUAUUUCCCUUCCUCAGCUAUUGGCAAUGGAGACAUCCCUCAGACUACAUUCACUGUCAUUGGCACGGAUGGCCUUCCUACCAUCGUCACAUCACCUUUUGAUGUUCCAGGAACAGGUUCUUUGCCUUACCCAACCAACGCCCCCAUUCCCGGGUGGCCAGCAUCUGGAUUUCCUGGGCCUUCUGCAAAUUUGCCUCCCGCUGCUCCUCAAAGUGGAAUCACAACGCAGUUCACCUUUUCCUACAUUGGCGUAAAUGGGCUUCCGACACAGGUCGAGUCUACCGUUGUUCUCUCUCCAACGGACCAAGCUUCCAAUGGUGCAAUUCCAACCAUCCCGGUUCCGCAACCAGGAUCGUCAGAUGGCUUCCCUAGCAGCGGAGGCGUGACAACUUGUUAUAGUUACACCGUACUCGGGCCCAAUGGACUGCCUACUGUUGUUGAAUCGACGGUAGUAAUCCCUACUGCAGCCCCGGUGACGACUCCGCCACUUGGAUUACCGACUCAAUUGCCAUCUGGCCAAGGGGCCCCUCAGGGCUUCCCUACCGUUGGUGAGCUCACCUCUACUUUCAGUUACACGUUCACAGGAAUUGAUGGACGUCCCACUGUCCUGGAAACCACCAUCGUUGCAACACCAACCAAUCCAGUGCCGGGAUUCCCUGGAGGUGUGCCAGGGCCCGUGAUCACCCAAGGGGCAUUUGACAGUGGUCUUCCAGGAUUUCCUUCAACCACCUGUUCCACAUUCACUUUUAUCGGACCUGACGGAAUUCCAACAGUAACAGAAUCGACAUGGACGAUUGCUGCUCCAAUCCAAACCACUUCUGCUGUAGGUGGCGCUCCUGGAGCCCCAGGCCCUCUUUCAACUUUUGGCUGGCCUUGGCCAGCAACUGGAGCUUUGCCAUCUGCACUUCCUUCUGGCUUCCCUUCAGGCUUCCCCUCCGGCUUCCCCUCCGGCUUUCCCUCAGGAUACCCUUCAGGUUAUCCCUCAGGUUAUCCCUCAGGUUACCCUUCGGGUUUUCCCACUGGUUUGCCAUCAGGUUUUCCCACUGAUUUGCCAUCAGGUUUCCCCUCGGGUUACCCUUCAGGUUUCCCCUCUGGCUUGCCAUCUGGCUAUCCUUCCGGAUUCCCUUCUAUUCCCAACGGUCAGGGAGCUCCUAGCGCCACUUGCACUAGUUACACCAUCUUGGGACCUGAUGGACUUCCUAUGGUUGUCGAAACUACCUGGACGCCACCUGCUGGCUUUCCUCAAGCAACAGGCAAUUCUCCCAAUCCUUUCCCAUGGAAUGUGCCUGUUAUCACGCCUGGCGCUCUUGGAAACCCUCAACAAACUGGCCCUCUUGGUGUGCAGCCCACUCUUGCCAGCACAACGUACACUCAGCUUGGUGCUGAUGGACGACCCACGGUCGUUGAGACAACUUGGACGGAGCUUGGGCCUCUUGGCGUGCAGCCCACUCUUGAUAGCACAACAUAUACUCAACUUGGUGCCGAUGGACGGCCUACGGUUGUUGAGACAACUUGGACGGAGCUUGGCCCUCUUGGCGUGCAGCCCACUCUUGCUAGCACAACAUACACUCAGUUGGGUGCCGAUGGACGGCCCACUGUCGUUGAGACAACCUGGACAGAGCUUGGCCCUAUCGCCACUGGUAUUCCCCAAGGACCGGGCGGCUCUGGAGCCCCCUUCCCAUGGAAUUUACCUGGUAUCACUCCUGGCGCUCCUGGAUCCCCCCAACAAACUGGACCGUUUGGCGCAGGGGCUUCUACCACUUGCACGACAUUUACCCAGCUAGGUGCUGAUGGCUUGCCAACUGUUGUCGAUGUGACCUGGACUGUUCCAGCCCCUGCACAAACUACUCUCGGAGCACCUUCUGUUGUCUCGUCAGUUGCUGGCCUUCCCCAGGGCACAUCUCCGGCUGGGCCUGAGAUCUCAGCAGUCACAACUUCAUUCACUAUUGUGAACAUUGGUCCGAAUGGUCUACCGACUCCCGUUGUUCAGACCGUUGUACUCACACCCGCUCCUAUUCCCACGGCUACUGGUGCUGGCCUUCCCCAGGGCACAUCUCCACCCGUCCCUGAGAUCUCAGCAGUCACAACUUCAUUCACCAUUGUAAACAUUGGUCCGAAUGGUCUACCGACUCCCGUUGUUCAAACUGUUGUACUCACACCCGCUCCUGUUCCCACGGCUACUGGUGCUGGAAUUCCCUUUCCUCUGCCCUCGGGUCCAGUCAUUGACACAGCGCAAAUCCAAACGCCUAGUUUAAGCGCUUAUGGGCCAGAGCUUUCGGGAUUUCCCACUAUUGGUGUACCCUUCCCGCCAAAUUUACCCUCUAUCUUCAGCAACGGCCUUCCCCCUCUCAUCACGGGCCCUUUGAGUAGCAUUUUGACUGGCCCAGGUGCAGGAACUCCCACACCUGUUUCCAAUCCUUUCGAUCAGUCAUCAAAUCUUGGAAUUCCAGGAUUCCCACUUACUCCUGGAGCCACCCCUCCAUCAUAUGGAAGUGAUCUGAAUGAUGGUGCUGUUCGUCCCGGCGCAUCAGGUCCUUUGCCCACGGAUGCAACUUUUUGGCCCUCUGCAGUUGCCUACAACACCCCAUCUGCGGCCUCGCAAGCUCUCAGUCUGCCAUGCACAACCUUGAAAACCAGUACUUGGGUCAAUAUCAUCCCGGAGCAGACGACAACUUAUACGCUCAACUAUCCAUUCACAACAUUGGCCGCUGUGACUUCUCCAGUUAAACUUAGGGGUUUCAGAAACAUUAUUCGAAGACAAUUGAGCUCCGCAGGAAUUGAUUCUCAAUGGUCUAAUUCAACCACACCAAUCUCAACGCCGUCUGCGACAUCUCCAGUGUUACAGAGCCCAACACUAUGCUCCUCCGGGGGGAAUAUUGGCAACUAUACUCUUGAUUUUGAUGACAUCGAAGCUGGUCCAUUGUACAAUCCUGCGGGCGACUUCUGGUUCUCCCAGGGAUUUUCCGUCGUCCCCCCUUCUUCCCAGACGGGCGCCUACUCUCCUUCUUCCGGCGGCCAGCUCAUCGAAUUCGUCCCUCCUUCGUCAUUAGGAUCAAUUGGCAGUGGAUCUAGCGACACAGCAGAGAUUGGUGUUGGCCCCAACUUUGCAAUUCCUUGUUAUAAAUUUAACAUUUACGGUCUGAAUCUAGGAUGCGCAGCUCAAAGUAAUGAGCAGUGGUGCGAAUUUGAGAUCGCCGCAUACGCAUAUGAUGAAAAUUCCAGAAGCGAACAAUCCUUGUCAUGGUCGGAGACUAAACGCGUUCCAGCUUGCCCCAACUAUCCAACUGGUGUGUGCAGUUUGACAUCUGUUGAUUUAGAUGGGUAUUCGAACGUCACAUCUGUUUUGAUCAGUCUUCGAGUUGGGUUGGAGUCACGCACCUGGUGGGCUGACGAUCUUCGUGUUGGCUGGACAGACAAUAGCUGCGAAGCUGCCAGCUGUCGCGCUGAUUCUUCAUUUGUUGCCCAAAAGAGAUCUACUCAGAACUCUCUUCGUCACAGACUCUGGGAACUUGCUUCUACAAAGCACAGGCGUUCUCUGGGCGGAUUUGGUGGGAAUGCUACGCAUUGA
Messenger RNA from Clonostachys byssicola, 5643 nucleotides. The record is from the annotation of a GenBank genome assembly. NCBI's taxonomy places the organism in Eukaryota, Fungi, Ascomycota, Sordariomycetes, Hypocreales, Bionectriaceae.